This is a messenger RNA of Centruroides sculpturatus (bark scorpion), 2464 nucleotides long. RefSeq lists its product as uncharacterized. The transcript has 15 exons. NCBI's taxonomy places the organism in Eukaryota, Metazoa, Arthropoda, Arachnida, Scorpiones, Buthidae. Gene Ontology annotation, molecular function: serine-type endopeptidase activity. The coding region runs from base 212 to 2449 and encodes 745 amino acids. Gene Ontology annotation, biological process: proteolysis. The record is from RefSeq and is a predicted model, not a curated record.
GUAGAUAGAAAAACCCGAUUUCAGAAUAUUGUGUAAAUAAUUAUUAAUAUUCGUAAAGGAAGGUCUCGGAAAUUUCCUUUUUAAAGUUCCUGUGACGAUGACGAGACAGUUAAACAUCCUGCUGUAGUGCAAAUAAAAAAGAUCGUUUACUGUUAAUAUCUUUAUUGUUUACUUAAUAGGUUAAAAGAGGAUAUAAAAUAUAACGCAUUCAAUGAUGAAUUAUAUGUUUAUAAUUCUCUCACUAAUUAGUUUUUAUAUAUGGACAGAUAGAUUCACAGUUGCAUUAUCUGAUUCCGCAAUAACAUUUGAAUCCGAUAAGUCUACAGAUGAAUCAUGCAGAACUGAUUCCGGAAUACAAGGUAAAUGUGUAAAUAUUCAAAAAUGCACCGGUUUAAAAUUGAAAGUAGAAUCACUUACCAUAUGUAGUUGGGAGGGACAUUUACCUGUCAUUUGUUGCACACAUCAUUCUGAGAGAAAGCCAGUUAAACUUCUUGCCAAUCCAGUGUGCGGUAGACGACCUACUGAUCCUAAAUUAAUGUAUGUGAAAAGGUCUAUAACACGUCCACCUUACGUUAAAGUCGUUGUAGGUGGUAAAGAUGCAGAACCGUUUUCUUGGCCUUGGAUGGUGUCUAUUCAUCAGAAAACACCUUUAGGUGAAGGCUAUGUAUGUGGUGGUUGCAUUAUCAGCGAUCGGUACAUCUUAACUGCUGCCCACUGUUUCGGAGAAAAUACUAAACCCGCAUCAGAAUAUUUAGUCAAAAGGCAAGGAAUUAAAAAAGAAUUAGGAAUAAAUGAGGAGGUGGAAAAUGUAAAGCUACAUCCAGAUUUUAAAAACGGACAACAUUAUAAUGACAUUGCCAUAAUAACAUUGAAAAAUCCGCUUUUAUUUAAUGAUAAAUUCAUGCCUGCUUGCUUACCAACCGAACAAAUUGAUUAUUUAGAUAGAAAAGUAACUGUACUUGGUUGGGGAGAUACGUCUUUUGCCGGACGUUCGAGUGAUAUUCUUCAAGAAGCAACUCUCGAUGUCAUUCCUACUUCAGAAUGUAACGCUUCCUAUAGUAAAUUACGAUCAUCGGCGAUACCUAAAGGUGUAACACAGGACUUUUUAUGCGCAGGAAUUUUUGAAGGAGGAAAAGACGCGUGUCAAGGUGAUUCUGGUGGUCCUUUAAUGACAAGAGAAUUUCCAUCACUUAAUUGGGCUGUGGUCGGUGUAGUAUCUUUCGGGUAUCAAUGUGCCAGAGCUGGAUAUCCUGGAAUUUAUACAAAAAUAUCCAAUUAUAUACAAUGGAUUAAUGAUAACACUAAUUUAAUUAUUUAUUCGAUGAAGCAUUACUUUAUUUUGAAUCUUAUUUUUAUAUUCAUCAAUCAAGUAUGGAUGGAAAAUCCAGAAGAUUUGACAUUUAAUCCUGGAAUUAUAUUUAACAUACAAAAUUUUGAGGAGGGAGAAUCAUGCCAAGUUAAUUAUACACAUAGAGGAAUCUGUACCGAAAUUAUGCACUGCAAAACUAUAACAAAUUUUCGUAAAAGUAAACCAAAAAUCUGUUCGUGGAAUAACAAAGUGCCGAUUAUUUGUUGUCCUUCUACAUCCAUUGGUGAUUUUGGUAACUUUGCAAUUAAACCAGCUUGUGGGAAAAAAUUAAUAACUUCAACGAAACCAAACGGAACAACAUUUAGAAUACCGGGCCAGAAAUUCGAUGUCUCGUUAGUCGCUGGUGGAAGGAAUGCAAAAUUAUUUUCUUGGCCUUGGAUGGUAUCUAUCCAUUAUAGAACCUUUAUUGGAGAAAGUUAUCUUUGUGGCGGAUGCAUCAUCAGUGAUCAGUACAUUUUAACAGCAUCACACUGUUUUGGAGAAAGUGGUCUCAAGCCCGCAACGGAAUAUAUAGUGAAAACUAAAGGACUUUUUAAAAAUGAAGGAUCUGAUCAUUAUUUAGACAAAGUAAUAUUGCAUCCGGGUUAUAAAGUUGGUCAAUACUACGACGACAUUGCGUUACUUAAAUUAAAAGAACCAAUAAUUUUUCAAGAAACAGUUUUGCCAGCCUGUUUACCAUUUGAAAAUAAGGAUUAUCUAAACGAAAAAGCUACUGUUCUCGGCUGGGGAGAUACUUCUUAUGCUGGUCGACCAAGUGAAAUUCUUCAGGAAGUCACAAUUAAUGUUGUGUCAAACAAAAAUUGCAAUGCUUCUUAUAGUAAAUUAAGGCAAUCUUCAUUAAGGAGAGGCAUCACAGAGAAUUUUAUUUGUGCAGGAGUCAACCAAGGAGGAAAAGAUGCUUGUCAAGGAGAUUCUGGUGGACCUUUAUUAGUUGAAAAUGAAUCUAACAUUUGGAUGGUAGUUGGCGUUGUUUCUUUUGGUUAUCAAUGUGCUAAAGUUGGAUUUCCAGGUGUAUACACAAGAGUAUCUAAAUAUAUUCCUUGGAUCACAUACAAUACUAAUCUUGAAAUAAUCUCAUAACAGCAGGGAACUCAU